This is a messenger RNA of Microcebus murinus (gray mouse lemur), 3208 nucleotides long. Lineage: Eukaryota; Metazoa; Chordata; Mammalia; Primates; Cheirogaleidae. The record is from RefSeq and is a predicted model, not a curated record.
GCGCUGCGGUCCUUUGUCCAUGCGGUGGGAUGGGUGGAAAGGUCGGGCUGCGCGGGGCUGUGGGCUCUGCGGGCGCCUCGUGGGCCGGCAGAGAUGAUCGUGACCCUGAAGGGACACCUUGCCGGCUAUUAGGCGUGCUGAUUCCAUCAUCUCCCUGAAUCUCCGGGUCCUCUUCCUCUCCCUGCGUCAGCGGUCCCCCCUCAAGUCGUAGAUGCAUAGAUUUCGGGCCCAGAACUCCGACCCUGUUUCAGCUGAUGUUGGCCCUGUCGACACCUUGUAUUCUAGUCCUUUAGGAGGAGGGUGGUGUGGGAGGCCAUAGAUAUAUAGACCAGUGCUAGUCGGAGACAGGAAGUAAGGAAUAAGGGGAGUGGCUUUGGGAAGUGUGACCCUCCGCCCCGGUCUGCCUAAUGUGCUCUCUGUCUAUCCCAAGCAGAUCUUGGUCCCUUUCCAACCACUCCUGAUGCCUCAUUUGCCUCUAGCGUCUUUUCGACCGCCACUUUGGGGGCUGAGGCCCUCACGGGGCCUCCCCAGGUCCCAUCCCCUUUCUACACAGUCAGAGCCACAUGGAUUUCCCAUCUCUCGGAGGAAUCGUGAAGCCAAAAAGAAGCGCCUGCGGGAGAAGCAGGCGGCGCUGCAGGCUGGGAUAGCUGGGAAGAGCAAGUCACCCACAGAGUUCAAUAAGGCUUGGAGUCCUAAGGAGGUAGUAUUGUAUGAAAUCCCCACGAAACCCGGUGAAAAGAAAGAUGUCUCUGGGUGCCUGCCUCCUGCCUACAGCCCCCGAUAUGUUGAGGCUGCCUGGUACCAGUGGUGGGUGCAAGAGGGCUUCUUCAAACCAGAAUAUCAGGCCCAGCUGCCGCAGGCCACAGGGGAGACGUUUUCCAUGUGUAUCCCACCUCCCAAUGUCACUGGCUCCCUGCACAUUGGCCAUGCACUCACAGUGGCUAUACAGGAUGCCCUUGUGCGCUGGCACCGGAUGCGUGGGGACCGAGUGCUGUGGGUCCCUGGCUCAGAUCAUGCAGGGAUUGCUACACAAGCUGUGGUGGAGAAACAGCUAUGGAAGGAGCGGGGAGUGAGGAGACAUGAGCUGAGCCGGGAAGACUUCCUUAGGGAGGUGUGGCAGUGGAAGGAGGCGAAAGGUGGAGAGAUCUGUGAGCAGCUGCGAGCUCUGGGUGCCUCCCUGGACUGGGACCGAGAGUGUUUCACCAUGGAUGCUGGCUCCUCAGCGGCCGUCACCGAAGCUUUUGUGCGACUCUACGAGGCGGGGUUGUUGUACCGGAACCGUCAGCUUGUCAACUGGUCAUGUGCUUUAAGAUCAGCCAUCUCGGACAUUGAGGUGGAGAGUAGGCCCCUGCCUGGCCGCACGGAGCUUCGACUGCCCGGCUGCCCCAUCUCUGUGUGUUUCGGCCUCCUGGUUUCUGUUGCCUUCCCCGUGGAUGGAGAGCCUGAUGCAGAGGUCGUGGUGGGAACCACGAGGCCAGAGACGCUACCUGGAGACGUGGCUGUGGCUGUUCAUCCGGACGACUCCCGCUACACACAUCUGCAUGGGCGGCAGCUUCGUCACCCCUUGACAGGGCAGCUUCUGCCCCUUAUCACAGACUCCGCUGUUGAGCCACAUGUGGGCACAGGGGCAGUGAAGGUGACUCCAGCACACAGUCCUGUCGAUGCUGAGAUGGGGGCCCGACACGGCUUGAGUCCCCUGAACGUCAUUGCAGAGGAUGGGACCAUGACCUCCCUGUGCGGGGACUGGCUGCAGGGCCUUCACCGAUUCGUAGCCCGGGAAAAGAUAAUGUCUGCGCUGAGGGAGCGGGGCCUGUUCCGGGGCCUCCAGAACCACCCCAUGGUCCUGCCCAUCUGCAGCCGUUCCGGGGACGUGGUGGAAUACCUGCUGAAGAGCCAGUGGUCUGUCCGCUGCCGGGAGAUGGGCGAGCGGGCUGCCCAGGCCGUGGAGUCAGGGGCCCUGGAGCUCAGCCCGGCCUUCCACCAGAAGAGCUGGCAGCACUGGUUUGCCCACAUCGGGGACUGGUGUGUCUCGCGGCAGCUUUGGUGGGGCCAUCAGAUCCCAGCCUACUUGGUCGUAGAGGAGCACGUGCAGGGUGACAGGGAGGACUGUUGGGUGGUUGGGCGGUCAGAGGCCGAGGCCAGAGAGGUCGCAGCAGAACUGACAGGGAGACCCGGGGCACAGCUGGUCCUGGAGAGGGACCCUGAUGUCUUGGACACAUGGUUCUCUUCGGCCCUGUUCCCCUUUUCUGCCCUGGGCUGGCCCCGAGAGACUCUAGACCUCGCUCGCUUCUACCCCCUGUCACUUUUGGAAACGGGCAGUGACCUCCUGCUGUUUUGGGUGGGCCGCAUGGUUAUGCUAGGCACUCAGCUCACAGGACAGCUCCCCUUCAGCAAGGUGCUUCUUCACCCCAUGGUUCGGGACAGGCAGGGCCGGAAGAUGAGCAAGUCCCUGGGGAAUGUGCUGGAUCCACGGGACAUCAUUUGUGGGGUGGGGCUGCAGGUGCUGCAGGAAAAGCUGAGAAGUGGGAACUUGGACCCCGCAGAGCUGGCCAUCGCAGCCGCCGCACAGACAAAGGACUUUCCUCAUGGGAUCCCUGAGUGCGGGACAGAUGCCCUGAGAUUCACACUCUGCUCCCACGGAGUCCUGGGGGGCGACUUGCACCUGUCUGUCUCUGAGGUUCAGAGCUGCCGACAUUUCUGCAACAAGAUCUGGAACGCCCUGCGCUUUAUCCUCGGUGUCCUAGGGGAGCAGUUCGUGCCGCAGCCGGCAGAGGAGCUGUCUCCCUCCUCACCCAUGGACGCCUGGAUCCUGAGCCGCCUUGCCCUCGCUGCCCGCGAGUGCGAGCGGGGCUUCCUCGCCCGGGAGCUGUCGCUCGUCACCCACGCCCUGCACCACUUCUGGCUGCACAACCUCUGUGACGUUUACCUGGAGGCUGUGAAGCCCCAGCUACGGCACGCGCCCCGUGCCCUGGGACCCCCUCAGGUCCUGUUCCUCUGCGCCGACCUCGGCCUCCGCCUCCUCGCCCCGCUAAUGCCCUUCCUGGCUGAAGAGCUCUGGCAGAGGCUGCCCCCCAGGCCUGGCUGCUCCCCCAACCCCAGUGUCUCGGUUGCCCCCUACCCCAGUGCGCGAAGCUUGAGCCUGGGGGAGCAUGGAUGGUUCCGCGCGUUGCUGGCGUGGCCCUGGGUCUCCGGGACAGUAUUAGCAUAG